Molecule: messenger RNA, 25252 nt
Organism: Coregonus sp. 'balchen'
Lineage: Eukaryota; Metazoa; Chordata; Actinopteri; Salmoniformes; Salmonidae
Source: the annotation of a GenBank genome assembly
CGGCAGAUAAAAGAGCCGUGCGUGUCGCUCCUGCUGUACACCACUCCACCACUCACUGCUGCUGUGUGUGAAGACUGAAGGAGAGGAGGACCCGACCACCGCUGUGCCCGACAAUGUGAGUACACCCACCGCCAACCGCAUACUACCACCCACCAUCUACCCACCCACCGCUCUAAUAUUGUUAGGGUUUAUCAGGACUGCAGGUCUCCACUGGGCUGCAGAAUACAUGCAGAAUACAUGCUGUAUGUACAGUAUCCAGUCUCUCAGAGAAGGAGUGCUGAUCUAGGAUCAGGUCCCUCCGGUGUAUAUAUAAUCUUAGUCGUUAUGAUCCAAAGGGCAAAACUGUUCCUAGAUCAGCACUCCUUAUCCUGAUACUCACAGCUCUGGCACAGAGGAUUGAUAGAAAUAACAACACCUGUUGAAUGACUAUGUUGGGUAAACUCUUACAUAAAAGCAUUCCAAAAGGGUUCUUCGGCUGUCCCCAUAGGAGAACCAUUUGUGGUUCGAGGUAGAACUAUUUUGGGUUCCAUGUAGAACCCUCUCUGUAAAGGGUUCUAACUGGAACAAAAAGGGUUCUACCUGGAACCAAAAAUAGUUAUUCAAAGUGUUCUCCUAUGGGGACAGCUGAAGAACCCUUUCAGGUUCUAGAUAGCACCUUUUUUCUAAGAGAAGAGGGCAAUGUUCAUAUGUCUCUGUUGAGUGUUGCAUGCAUGGGUGGCAUUCAGAAUGAUAUGCUUCUGUAGAUGUACUGUGGUGUUUCGUAAAAGACUUGAUAGACUAUAGUGCAAUUGCUUUUGUGUUUUUUUCUCUCUUGCUUCUCUUUUGCUCUUGAAAUUCCCUCUGAACUGUGUUAUUUGCAUCAGAGCAUUUGUUCUAUUAUAGUUAGCUUUAUGUAUUUAAUUUUGUAGGCUAUCUUUCCCCAUUUUGAUAAAUCUUCAAUAUGUAAACACUGCAAAGAAACUUGCUGACAUGCCUUAAGCAUUUAGCCUGCAUGGGUUAUUUAUCACAAGUUUCAGAUUAGGCCACCACGGAAACAGAUUAUGAACCUCUUUUAGAAACGUUGUUUCCGUGGUGCUGCAUGGGAAAUCCUACACUAAACUACUUUCUUAAUGCUAGUUUAGAGAUGCAGAUUUUGGAGUCUGGAUAGGGCAUAAUGAACCAGCAAGUGUAUCAGCAAGGUGAUUAGGUUUAUCACCACUAAUAGAAUUUUCUGUCAAGCAAUCAAAUAGAGCAGUAGACUGAGUCGGUCACACACACACACACACACACACACACACACACACACACACACACACACACACACACCUGCAUUAGAGCGGAUUACAGGGGAUUAUGAGUAGCAGUGUUUACUGUGGUCAGUCAGGUGAAGAACACCUCUCUGUACUAUAUUAGCCUCACUAUGUUAUCUAUCUAAUCAAUAGAUAAGAAAUUACAUCAACUCACAAUAUAAGUCUGUAGUAUUUGUCAUGCUGUUCUUGUGUUCAAACCAUAUUGUAUUGGUCGCGUACACAGUUUAGCAGGUGUUAUGGCAGUUGCAGCGAAAUGCUUAUGUUCCUAGUUCAUAUCAAUCAAUGCAGUAAAUGUCAAACAAGCACACAAUAAUCCAAAAUAAAAAUAAAUGAUAAAACAUUUAGUGCAGUAGAUACAGUACCAGUCAAAAGUUUGGACACAUCUACUCAUUCCAGGAUUUUUCUUUAUUUUUACUAUUUUCUACAUUGUAGAAUAAUAGUGAAGAUAUCAAAACUAUGAAAUAACACAUAUGGAAUCAUGUAGUAACCAAAUAAGUGUUAAACAAAUCAAAAUAUAUUUUAUAUUUGAGAUUCUUCAAAGUAGCCACCCUUUGCAUUGAUGACAGCUUUGCACACUAUUGGCAUUCUCUCAACCAGAUUCAUGAGGUAGUCACCUGGAAUACAUUAAAUUAACAGGUGUGCCUUGUUAAAAGUUAAUUUAUGGAAUGAUUUCCUUCUUAAUGUGUUUGAGCCAAUCAGUUGUGUUGUGACAAGGCAGGGGUGGUAUACAGAAGAUAGCCAUAUUUGGUAAAAGACCAAGUCCAUAUUAUAGCAAGAACAGCUCAAAUAAUCAAAGAGAAACGACAGUCCAUCAUUACUUUAAGACAUGAAGGUCAGUCAAUUCGGAAAAUGUGAAGAACUUCUAACGUUUCUUCAAGUGCAGUCGCAAAAGUACCCGGUGGUAGCCGGCUAGUGACCGUGACUAAGGGGCAAAGUAGGGUACUGGGCAGAGGGCAGGAUACUGGGCGGAGGUUGUCUAGUGGUGGCUGUUUAGCAGUCUGAUGGCCUGCGGACAGAAGCUGUUUAUCAGUCUGAUGGCCUGGGGAUAGAAGCUGUUUAUCAGUCUCUUGGUCCCAGCUUUGAUGCACCUGUAUUGUCUCUGCCUUGAAGAUGGAGGACCAGUACAUGAAAAUGUAUGUACUCACUACUGUAAGUCGCUCUGGAUAAUAGUGUCUGCUAAAUGACUAAAAUGUAAAGAAUGUUUUUAAAAAUGCUGGUGUGGUCAACAAGCCGUGUCUCAGGUGGCUGGGGUCCUUGAUGAUCUUCUUGGGCUUCCUGUGACACCGGGUGCUGUAGAUGUCCUGGAGGUCAGGCAGUGUGCUUCCGUUGGGCUGACCGCACCACCCUCUGGAGAGCCCUGCGGUUGCGGACGGUGCAAUUGCCGUUCCAGGCAGUGAUACAGCCCGACAGGACGCUCUCAAUGGUGCAUCUGUAGAAGUUCGUGAGGGUCUUAGGAGCCAAAUGACGGUGUGAACGGACCAUUUCAGGUCCUCAGUGAUGUGCACACCGAGGAACUUUAAGCUUUUGACCCUCUCUCUAGAUGUGGAUGACGGCUUGUUCUCUUUGCUGUCUCCUGUAGUCCACGAUCAGUUCCUCUGUUUUGUUGAUGUUGAGGGAGAAGUUAUUUUCCUGGCACCAGUCUGCCAAGGCACUCACCUCCUCCCUGUUGGCUGUCUUGUCGUUGUUGCUAAUCAGGCCUACCACUGUUAUGUCAUCAGCAAACUUGAGUUGGAGACGUGCGUGGCCGCGCAGUCAUGGGUGAACAGGGAGUACAGGAGGGGGCUGAGCGCACACCCCUGUGGGGCCCACGUGUUGAGGAUCAGCGUGGCGGUGUUGUAGCCUUCACCACCUGGGGUUGGCCCGUCAGGAUGUCCAGGACCCAAUUUCUACACAGAGGGGUUCAGACCCAGGGCCCUGAGCUUAGUGAUGAGCUUGGAGGGCAUUACGGUGUUGAAGGCUGAGCUGUAGUCGAUGAACAGCAUUCUUACAUACAGUGGGGAGAACAAGUAUUUGAUACACUGCCGAUUUUGCAGGUUUUCCUACUUACAAAGCAUGUAGAGGUCUGUAAUUUUUAUCAUAGGUACACUUCAAUUGUGAGAGACGGAAUCUAAAACAAAAAUCCAGAAAAUCACAUUGUAUGAUUUUUAAGUAAUUAAUUUGCAUUUUAUUGCAUGACAUAAGUAUUUGAUACAUCACAAAAGCAGAACUUAAUAUUUGGUACAGAAACCUUUGUUUGCAAUUACAGAGAUCAUACGUUUCCUGUAGGUCUUGACCAGGUUUGCACAUACUGCAGCAGGGAUUUUCGCCCACUCCUCCAUACAGACCUUCUCCAGAUCCUUCAGGUUUCGGGGCUGUCGCUGGGCAAUACGGACUUUCAGCUCCCUCCAAAGAUGUUAUAUUGGGUUCAGGUCUGGAGACUGGCUAGGCCACUCCAGGACCUUGAGAUGCUUCUUACAGAGCCACUCCUUAGUUGCCCGGGCUGUUUGUUUCGGGUCGUUGUCAUGCUGGAAGACCCAGCCACGACCCAUCUUCAAUGCUCUUACUGAGGGAAGGAGGUUGUUGGCCAAGAUCUCGCGAUACAUGGCCCCAUCCAUCCUCCCCUCAAUACGGUGCAGUUGUCCUGUCCCCUUUGCAGAAAAGCAUCCCCAAAGAAUGAUGUUUCCACCUCCAUGCUUCACGGUUGGGAUGGUGUUCUUGGGGUUGUUCUCAUCCUUCUUCUUCCUCCAAACACAGCGAGUGGAGUUUAGACCAAAAAGCUAUAAUUUUGUCUCAUCAGACCACAUGACCUUCUCCCAUUCCUCCUCUGGAUCAUCCAGAUGGUCAUUGGCAAACUUCAGACGGGCCUGGACAUGCGCUGGCUUGAGCAGGGGGACCUUGCGUGCGCUGCAGGAUUUUAAUCCAUGACGGCGUAGUGUGUUACUCAUGGUUUUCUUUGAGACUGUGGUCCCAGCUCUCUUCAGGUCAUUGACCAGGUCCUGCCGUGUAGUUCUGGGCUGAUCCCUCACCUUCCUCAUGAUCAUUGAUGCCCCACGAGGUGAGAUCUUGCAUGGAGCCCCAGACCGAGGGUGAUUGACCGUCAUCUUGAACUUCUUCCAUUUUCUAAUAAUUGCGCCAACAGUUGUUGCCUUCUCACCAAGCUGCUUGCCUAUUGUCCUGUAGCCCAUCCCAGCCUUGUGCAGGUCUACAAUUUUAUCCCUGAUGUCCUUACACAGCUCUCUGGUCUUGGCCAUUGCGGAGAGGUUGGAGUCUGUUUGAUUGAGUGUGUGGACAGGUGUCUUUUAUACAGGUAACGAGUUCAAACAGGUGCAGUUAAUACAGGUAAUGAGUGGAGAAUAGGAGGGCUUCUUAAAGAAAAACUAACAGGUCUGUGAGAGCCGGAAUUCUUACUGGUUGGUAGGUGAUCAAAUACUUAUGUCAUGCAAUAAAAUGCAAAUUAAUUACUUAAAAAUCAUACAAUGUGAUUUUCUGGAUUUUUGUUUUAGAUUCCGUCUCUCACAGUUGAAGUGUACCUAUGAUAAAAAUUACAGACCUCUACAUGCUUUGUAAGUAGGAAAACCUGCAGAAUCUGCAGUGUAUCAAAUACUUGUUCUCCCCACUGUAGGUACUCCUCUUGUCCAGGUGGGAUAGGGCAGUGUGCAGUGCAAUGGCGAUUGCGUCAUCUGUGGAUCUGUUGGGGCAGUAUGCAAAUUAUAGUGGGUCUAGGUUGUCAGGUAAGAUGGAGGUGAUAUGGUCCUUAACUAGCCUUUCAAAGCACUUUAAUGAUUACAGAAGUGAUUGCUACGGAGCGAUAGUCAUUUAGUUCAGUUACCUUCGCUUUCUUGGGUGCAGUAACGAUGGUGGACAUCUUGAAGCAAAUGGGGACAACAGACUUGGAUAGUAAGACAUUGAAUAUGUCCGUAAACACUUCAGCCAGCUGGACUUUGAGGACAUGGCUUGGGAUGCCGUAUGGGCCGGAAGCCUUGCGAGGGUUAAAACGCUUAAAUGUCUUACUCGCUUUAGCCACGGAGAUUGGGAGCACACAGUCCUCGUGAGUGGCAGGGGCCCACGUCGGCGGCUCAGUGUUGUUUUCCUCGAAACAGGGCGAAGAAGGUGUUUAGUUUGUCUGGAAGCUAGGCGUCGGUGUCCGCAACGUGGCUGGCUUUCCCUUUAUAAUCUGUUAUGCUAAAUUGUGUGUGUGUGUGUGUGUGUGCACCUGCAUGUAAUCAGGUUCUUACCAGUGAUUUGAGUUGGUGGGGAUUAAGUGUAUGGGACUGUUACUGAAGGUUGGGACAAUAAAGUGGGACAUUUGUCUGUUCCAGUUGUAAAAUGGACGCUACAGAGUUCCGGAGGAGAGGGAAGGAGAUGGUAGACCUGAUAGCAGAUUACCUGGAAAACAUAGAGCAGAGGCCGGUGUACCCCGACGUGGAGCCUGGGUAUCUGCGGUCCCUCAUCCCUGAGGAGGCCCCUGAGGAGCCUGACACCUACGAAGACGUGGUCAAAGACAUUGAGAGGGUCAUCAUGCCUGGGGUAGGUGGCUUAGAUUAUUAUAUUAUCAUAGAUGAGGUGACUAUUGAUUGAAGGGUGAUAACAGCUAUAAAAUGACGGUCACACUUUACUUGAAGGUGGCAUACAUACGGCAUUCAUAACUUGCUCUAGGUCAGGUACUCUGUUAUUGGAGAUCUGCUAUCUCCCAGAUUUCAUCAGUGAAAAGUUCAGAAUUAAAUAUUAUAAUAUUGAUGAUACCAAUAGGCUGUUUACCCAGUGGCAUCCGGCUGCAUUAAACGAUCACGAGAACAUACACAACACUCAAUACACACAGUCACCCAACCGCUAACCCUGUGCUGCUCCCAACCUCUUACAUGGCAGUAAGAAUAAACAUCUCCACUCUACAAUGGAUAAAUAAAGAUUUAUUUCAAGAGAUUAUUAAAUAUAUUGAAUAAAUGUGUUAUAAAGGUUGUUAUUAAUCAUACUGCAAUACUCAUUAAGGUGUUAUGACAGGAUUCAUAAAGGUGUUGUGAAUCUCUUAUGCAUACUUCAUUAUGAAUAGGUGGUGCAUAUGGAAUUAAAUAUUUUUCUAGGAAAAAGGAGGGGUGGCAUUAUCACUAUCUGUAUCAACUUCCGGUCUGUUGACUGUUGUUUAGUAAUCAUUCAGAAUAUGUAUAGUAAGGAGCUUCAGUGUUGAAAGUUUUGUCAACGAGACAAAGUGUUCCAUUGUACUUUGUUGUUUGUGCUGAGCAAUCAGUUAAUGAAAGCUCACGUUAACUGUAUAUGACACGUAUCAGCUAUAGAGUUGUUUUUACAAAUGGUUGUAAAAUGCUCUGCAUUCUGUGGCCUUUCACAUGGCAAAGUUCAAAGAUUUUAAUGAAUGAUUAACCUCACAACAAUAACCUCAUCACCAGUUUCAAUCUAUCUGCCCCCUACUCCCAACCCAAACCCUUUCCUUAGCUGUAACAUGAAAGCCGUUAUUCCAUUAUCAAUCUGACCCUCUAAAACAUGUUUUUUUCCUCUACCACCUCUGCUUUUAACAGUGUGGAAUAAGCCCAGUUAGUCUAAUGAAUGACUCACCAUGGGAAAAGCAUGUAAGGGAGACAGACAGGGACACUGGCAGCCUCUUGCUUGGUGCCCCACACACACACAAGACUGGAAUUCAGCCUGGAGCAGUUUAUCGGGUUAACUGCCUUGCUCAAGGGCUAGAGCAGUUUAGGGGUUAAGUGCAUUGCUCAAGGGCUCAGUGGCACCACGGCAAGACAUGGUAGAGGAAGGCCCUAAACAUUGCCAAAGACUCCAGCCACCCUAGUCAUAGACUGUUCUCUCUGCUACCGCACGGCAAGCGAUAGCGGAGUGCCAAGUCUCGGUCCAAAAGGCUUCUUAACAGCUUCUACCCCCAAGCCAUAAGACUCCUGAACAGCUAAUCAAAUGGCUACCCGGACUAUUUGCUAUUCUCUGUUUAUUAUCUAUAUCAUAGUCACUUUACCUCUACCCACAUGUACAUAUUACCUCAAUUACCUCGGCUAACCUGUGCCCCCGCACAUUGGCUCUGUACCGGUACCCAGUGGCGUAAAGUACUUAAGUAAAAAUACUUGAAAGUACUACUUAAGUAGUAUUUUUUUGGGUAUCUUUACUUUACUUUACUAUUUACAUUUUUGACAACUUUUACUUUUACUUCACUACAUUCCUAAAGGAAAUUAUAUACUUUUUACUCCAUACAUUUUCCCUGACACCCAAAAGUACUCAUUACAUUUUGAAUGCUUAGCAGGACAGGAAAAUAUUCUAAUUCACACACUUAUCAAGAGAACAUCCCUGGUCAUCCCUACUGACUCUGAUCUGGCGGACUCACUAAACACAUGCUUCGUUUGUAAAUGAUGUCUGAGUGCUGGAGUGUGCCCCUGGCUAUCCGUAAAUAAAUAAAAAAGAAAAGAAAAUGGUGCCGUCUGGUUUGCUUAAUAUAAGGAAUUUGAAAUGAUUUAUACUUUCACUUUGACUUUUGAUACUUAAGUAUAUUUGAGCAAUUACAUUUACUUUUGAUACUUAAGUAUAUAUAAAAAUAAAAUAAAAACUUUUAGACUUUUACUCAAGUAGUAUUUUACUGGGUGACUUUCACUUUUACUUGAGUCAUUUUCUAUUAAGGUAUCUUUACUUUUAUUCAAGUAUGACAAUUGGGUACUUUUUCCACCGCUGCCGGUACCCCCUAUAUAUAGCCUCGCUACUGUUAUUUUACUGCUACAUUAUUUGUUAUUUUUCUAUUUUUCUAUUUUUCUUCUUUAUUUAGUUUUACUUACCUAUUUUUUACUUAACACUUAUUUUUCUUAAAACUGCAUUGUUGGUUAAUGGCUUGUAAGUAAGCAUUUCACUGUAAGGUCUACACCUGUUGUAUUCGGCGCAUGUAACCUAUAGGCUACCUGACACGACUCUUCCUCUGUGUUUAGGUGACCCACUGGCACAGCCCGUACUUCUAUGCCUACUUCCCCACGGCUAACUCCUUCCCGGCCAUGCUGGCAGACAUGCUGUCUGGAGCAAUUGGUUGCAUCGGAUUCUCCUGGGUAUGUAUGACCUUGUCAUCUGUUUCUGUCACCCUCUCUCUUUCUUUUGAAUGUGAUUUUUAUCUUUUAUUUUUUAUUUAACUAGGCAAGUCAGUUAAGAACAAAUUCUUAUUUACAAUGACGGCCUACACCGGCCAAACCCGGACGACGCUGGGCCAAUUGUGCGCCGCCCUAUGGGACUCCCAAUCACGGCCGGUUGUGAUACAGCCUGGAAUCCAACCAGGGGGUCUGUAGUGACGCCUCGAGCACUGAGAUGCAGUGCCUUAGACCGCUGCGCCACUCGGGAGCAGUAUCACAGUAUCACAGUAUCAUUAUUGAACAGUAUCACUAUUUUAAGACAUUAAAGGGUUAGUUCACCCAAAUUACAAAAUGACACAUCGGCUUCCUUACCCUGUAAGCAGAUUAUGGACAAGGUAUGACAGAAAUCCAUGCUUUGGUUUAGAUUCCAUGGCACUGUUUCCACAUUUUUACGUUUUAGCAUUUGUGGCACAAAUCCCAUUCAAUUCAUUGGACCGAUAUUAGCAUUUUUUGCGCAUCAUGUCCAAAUGGUGUGGUAACUCCACGGUACUGUAGGCUGCCAGUCCGGCAUGUACAGAGCUGCGUGUUGACCCUGUCUCUAACCCCAUGUUACUAUAGGCUGCCAGCCCGGCGUGUACAGAGCUGGAGACAGUCAUGAUGGACUGGCUUGGGAAGAUGCUCAAGCUGCCAGAGGACUUCAUUGCCGGGACACAUGGACAGGGAGGAGGCGUCAUCCAGGUAUGGUAAAACUACCCACCAUUUCUUUGGGGUUAGACAAUGCAUUGGUUUUAUUUACACAGUUGUAUUGCUGCAUUGCCACAGCAUACUUUAAAAUACAUUUAAUUACUCAAUUAAUGAAUUUAACUGAAACAUUUAAUGGGAUAUUUGUCAUAGUCAUAUUUCAAGUAAGGAUAGCCAAGUCAAUAUAAUUCAAAUAUUUGUACAGAACACAUGGCAUUCACAAUAGUGUCAAUACCAUAUUUAUCCACAGUCCGUGCCACUUUGCCUUUGAAAACAAUGCAGGUGUUAGGAAAAUAGAAGAAGCAAUUGACUGCUCCCAAUUCUGUCGCUGCCAGCAAUUUGUCUGUCAUAUUUUUUGUUGUUCUUUUUCGCCUCACAACACCAGAGAAACAGCAGGAAAUUGCCUUUUAAUAUGUCAGGCAAAGAUGGGCUAGUGUGUGUGUGUUUGUUGGGGGUGUGGGUACUUAUUUUGUGUGGUGAAGCGUUCAGCGUUUAUUUAUUGUUGUGGAUACAGCAGAGCAGCUGAGGUGAAUGUCUCAGCCAGGGAUGAGAUAGGAGAGUUGGCUGAGAGAGAGAGAGAUCAUUUCAUGGCCCUUUAUUGAAGCCAUCGAGGAGCAUGGCUCAUCCUAGGGGUGUUUUGUUUGUGGCUGUGGUUUUAAGUGCCCUUCACUAUGGCAACAAAUAGGCCUCCUCUCACUUGUUGCCAGCCUAAUGAGAGCUGUGACAAGUUGCAGGCAUCUCACAUGAUGUACCAUGUUCAGAUGAGCAUUUGAGUAUGAGAUGCAUUUAGGAGCAGUUUUUUAUUUAUUUAUUUUUUAGCAGACGCUCUUAUCCAGAGCGACUUACAGUUAGUGAGUUCAUACAUUUUCAUACUGGCCCCCCGUGGGAAACGAACCCACAACCCUGGCGUUGCAAGCGCCAUGCUCUAACUGAGCUACAGGGUACUGUAGCUAAUGAGUGAGAUUUGUGUUUAUGAUUGCGAGUGAAAUUAUAAUACUGUCAAAUCAAAUUGUAUUCGUUACAUGCUUCGUAAACAACGUGUGGACUAACAGUGGAAUGCUUACUUACGGGCCCAACAAUGCAGAGUGAAAGAAAAUAGAGAAAUAAUUGAAAAAUAAAGCAUGUAAUAAUAAAAGUAAUAACAGAUACACAAUGAGAAACAAUAACUUGGCUAUAUACUGUACACGGGGUACCAGUAGUGAGUCGAUGUGCAGGGGUACAAGGUACAGUGGGGAAAAAAAGUAUUUAGUCAGCCACCAAUUGUGCAAGUUCUCCCACUUAAAAAGAUGAGAGAGGCCUGUAAUUUUCAUCAUAGGUACACGUCAACUAUGACAGACAAUAUGAGAAAGAAAAAUCCAGAAAAUCACAUUGUAGGAUUUUUAAUGAAUUUAUUUGCAAAUUAUGGUGGAAAAUAAGUAUUUGGUCAAUAACAAAAGUUUCUCAAUACUUUGUUAUAUACCCUUUGUUGGCAAUGACACAGGUCAAACGUUUUCUGUAAGUCUUCACAAGGUUUUCACACACUGUUGCUGGUAUUUUAGCCCAUUCCUCCAUGCAGAUCUCCUCUAGAGCAGUGAUGUUUUGGGGCUGUCGCUGGGCAACACGGACUUUCAACUCCCUCCAAAGAUUUUCUAUGGGGUUGAAAUCUGGAGACUGGCUAGGCCACUCCAGGACCUUGAAAUGCUUCUUACGAAGCCACUCCUUCGUUGCCCGGGCGGUGUGUUUGGGAUCAUUGUCAUGCUGAAAGACCCAGCCACGUUUCAUCUUCAAUGCCCUUGCUGAUGGAAGGAGGUUUUCACUCAAAAUCUCACAAUACAUGGCCCCAUUCAUUCUUUCCUUUACACGGAUCAGUCGUCCUGGUCCCUUUGCAGAAAAACAGCCCCAAAGCAUGAUGUUUCCACCCCCAUGCUUCACAGUAGGUAUGGUGUUCUUUGGAUGCAACUCAGCAUUCUUUGUCCUCCAAACACGACGAGUUGAAUUUUUACCAAAAAGUUAUAUUUUGGUUUCAUCUGACCAUAUGACAUUCUCCCAAUCCUCUUCUGGAUCAUCCAAAUGCACUCUAGCAAACUUCAGACGGGCCUGGACAUGUACUGGCUUAAGCAGGGGAACACGUCUGGCACUGCAGGAUUUGAGUCCCUGGCGGCGUAGUGUGUUACUGAUGGUAGGCUUUGUUACUUUGGUCCCAGCUCUCUGCAGGUCAUUCACUAGGUCCCCCCGUGUGGUUCUGGGAUUUUUGCUCACCGUUCUUGUGAUCAUUUUGACCCCACAGGGUGAGAUCUUGCGUGGAGCCCCAGAUCGAGGGAGAUUAUCAGUGGUCUUGUAUGUCUUCCAUUUCCUAAUAAUUGCUCCCACAGUUGAUUUCUUCAAACCAAGCUGCUUACCUAUUGCAGAUUCAGUCUUCCCAGCCUGGUGCAGGUCUACAAUUUUGUUUCUGGUGUCCUUUGACAGCUCUUUGGUCUUGGCCAUAGUGGAGUUUGGAGUGUGACUGUUUGAGGUUGUGGACAGGUGUCUUUUAUACUGAUAACAAGUUCAAACAGGUGCCAUUAAUACAGGUAAUGAGUGGAGGACAGAGGAGCCUCUUAAAGAAGAAGUUACAGGUCUGUGAGAGCCAGAAAUCUGUCAUAGUUGACGUUGACCUAUAAUGAAAAUUACAGGCCUCUCUCAUCUUUUUAAGUGGGAGAACUUGCACAAUUGGUGGCUGACUAAAUACUUUUUUCCCCCACUGUAAUUAAAGUAGAUAUGUACAUAUAACUAGGAAUAAAGUGACAGAUAGUAAACAAUAGAAGCAGUGUAUGUGAUGAGUCAAAGAAGUUAGUGCAGAAAGGGUCAAUGCAGAUAGACCGGGUAGCUGUUUUGUUAACUAUUUAACUCAUUAUUUAGCAGUCUUAUGGCUUGGGGGUAGAAGCUGUUCAGGGUCCUGUUGGUUCCAGACUUGGUGCAUCGGUACCGCUUGCCAUGUGGUAGCAGAGACAACAGUCAUUAACUUGGGUGGCUGGAGUCUUUGACAAUUCUUAGGGCCUUCCUCUGACACCAACUGGUAUAGAGGUCUUGGAUGGCAGAAAGCUCGGCCCCAGUGAUGUACUGGGCCGUACGCACUACCCUCUGUAGCAUCUUGCGGUCGGAUGCCAAGCAGUUGCCAUACCAAGCGGUGAUGCAGCCAGUCAAGAUGCUCUCAAUGGUGUAGCUGUAUAACUUUUUGAGGAUAUGAGGACCUAUGACAAAUCUUUCAACAACAUUAUUUGGGUAUGAGUUAACAGAAUGUGGACAGUUACUUUAAUCCUUGUAUUUGAAGAGAUUAAUUGUUUGUUCCAUUGACCAUGCUCAGGUAGGGGGUGUGUCAAUCAAGCUGCGUUCGGGAGUGCCAAUUAUGCUGUGAAAUGUGUAUCCUGGCUUUUAAUGCUUUAGGCAUGGUUCUACAAUAUUAUUUAAAAGUGUAUAGGCUAAUUAUGUAAAGUCAAAUAUAUUACCUCAAGAUGGUCAUGAUGAUUUGUAGCCUACGUUCAUGUAGGCUUUAUUUAUUAAACAUGUUGAUUUAUGAUUGCUAUCCUAUUUAAUACCUGUCAUUAAUCUACUAGACAGACAGACAGGGUUAAGGUUGGAAUACUGUCUGCUGCCAUGCAGACAUGAUCGAGGCCUGGUUUAGGCUGUUUGAGAGUGCAGCGUUAAGUUUAGGUCUAUUGUCUGUUUAUCCCCACUUUCUGUUCCUCUCUUCAUCGACCUGUAUGAUAUUUUUGUUGUACAUAUUUUGUAGGCCUGCAUAGUGUACCGUUUUGCCGGCUUUAUUUUGUACUCCCUGUAAAUAGACUAAACACGCUCAUCCUGAGUUUUACACCGUACCAACUUGUCUGCCGCCUCCUUCCUGAAGCCUCCACCGCCAGAGCGCCACUUCACACCGGUGUAAAAAUCAGGAUGGAUUGAUUUAUGUCAUCAAACUUGAUAUCUCCAAUAGUUCAGGAGUCAUGCUCAAUAUUUAUAAUCUGAACAUUUGUUUUGCCGCAUACAAUUUCCUAAAUAAUAGUUGUACAAUGACUUGCUGCUGUCUGUGACAUAUCAGUUAUUUUCAGUCAUUAAGGUGUGGACAUUAUAGUCAACAGGCAGGCUAGCAGAUAGGACCAAAGGAGAUUCUAACAGCACAACAAGCUGACUCAAUAGGCAUUGAUGAUGCUUAGAGUGGCUGUGCAUAUGAAUAGCCUCAGCAAAGAACAAGAGUUCUUUGAAAACCAUCAGGUUUGUAUGGAGCAGAUUUUACAUGUAAAGUAAGUUUUUUUAUCAAACAUUUUGCACUGAUUAGCUGAUCUAACCAGACUUCCAGACCGUUUCUCUGGGCCCUCCCUAUGACACCAGAGGAGGUACAUGUUGCAAGGCCUACUGGUUUGACUGAAGUAAUCGAAAGUCACCCCACUUACCUUCCUCUGUCUUUCUGUAGGGUACGGCCAGUGAGGCGACUCUGGUGGCUCUCCUAGCUGCCCGCUCCAGGGCGGUCAGAAUGAUCCUGGCCAGUGACCCACAGCGUCCAGAGACUGACAUCACCUCCAAAUUGGUGGCCUACUCCUCCGACCAGGUCAGGCUUCUACUCUUACUCCUGCUAAUCCUACUCCUACCCUGAACAGGUCAGGCCACAAAACCAGAUGAGCACUUUAGAGCACUUUAACCCAAUGAGUCCCAACGUAAUGCUGGUGCGUUUUGGACUUCUAAUUUAUCUAUUGGUUAACAAUGUUAACCAAUAGAUAAAGAGGAAAUAAUUCCCAAAAUAAUUAAAAGAAAAAACAAACAUACUGGUGCCAGUAAAUGUUUGUUUUUUCUCUUUAUAAUUUUGGGUAUUAGUUCCUCUUUAUCUAUUGUUUAAGAUAAUAUACUGUAUAUCACCUCUCCUUUCAUUUCUGGUCAUUAAUUUCACCUGUCACUGCUGUGCACCUGUGCACCCUGAAGAAGGCCUGUGAGCCGCAACGCGUUGGUGCUUCAGGAAACAAAGGAAAGGAGGGGUGCUCAACAACAAUGACAAAAAUCAUGAGUAGGUGUCACGAUCGUCGGGAACAGAGGAGGACCAAGGCGCAGCGUUGAAGGCAAACAUACUCUUUAUUAGUGAAUAACCAAACAAAACAACAAAAACGAUAACGUGACAUCCACGGUCUAAACACAAACCACACUGGAACAAGAUCCCACAACCACUGUGGGAAAACAGCCUGUCUAAAUAUGGUUCCCAAUCAGAGACAACCAGCAACAGCUGACACUCGUUGCCUCUGAUUGGGAACCACUCUGGCCAACCUAGAAAUACAACUACUAGAAAAACAAAUGAAACUCACACCCUGGCUCAACAUACAAGUGUCCCCAGAGCCAGGGCGUGACAGUAGGGCUUACAAAGCAGGGUUCUUCAAUUCCGGUCCUGGAGGGCCGAGACACCUCUGUUUUUCAUCCUCUCCUUCUAAUCAGGGGCUAAUUCAGACCUGGGACACCAGGUGAGUGCAAUUAACUACCAGGUAGAAAUAAAAAACAUAAGUGUUUCGGCCCUCCAGGACCGGAAUUGAAGAACCCUGGCCUAGAGGCCCAUUGAGACACAACAAUAUAAAACAAUUAUAAUGAUAAUAUGUUUCAAGGUAAAUGGUCAAUUAUAGCAUAAAAUAAUACUAAUGAUAAGAUAAAUAAUGUCUCGUUAAUCAAUGCGUCAUUAAUUUUACCACUACAAAUGUAAUAUACUGUACAUGCUCAAUUGCACAUUAUUUAUCUUAUUAUUAGUAUUAUUUUGUGCUAUAAUUUGCCAUUUACCUUGAAACAUAUUAUCAUUAUUAUUUUCCUACCUUGUGUCUCAAUGGGCCACUAGGCUAUAAAUAGUGCAAUGGUCAGGUCACUCUGAGGAAGACGUCAGCUUGACGUCGAAACGUCAGUCACCUGUUCGCAUCCUGUUCAAUGGAUUAACGUGAGCUAAAAUAAAUACAUCUCUGCUUUUUUUGUUGCGUGCUCCAACUCCUUUCUGCCUUGAAUUAGUCAUUUUGGACGUUUCUCUUGGUAAGCCCUUCUCAUGAUAUGGGUCUGUUUGUCAGGCAGCACCGUCAUGCUAGCUCUGCUCUGUUGACCUGAGCAGGAUGAGAUUAGGUUAUGGAUCUGCCCAGAGGACAACACUGCCCUUUAUGGGGAAGAGGGUAACAGCCCUUUUCUCUAGAAGUGACGUUACACAGUACAACUGGUCCUUUAACGUCUUACUUGAUGGACGGACUACAUACAUUAUUUCAUCUUUGGGUGAAUGUACAGUACUAUAUGCCGAGAUAGAAUGAUAAUUUAGAAUGGUGUAAAAUAACCUGAUCUGGCUUAGGUCUGGUGGCCGUGAUGAUGUUGGCUAUCUUUAAGUCACCAAAAUCAUUAUCUCUCUUUGGGCUGUGAUCAAAUAAAAUUGUAUUUGUCACAUGUGCCGAAUACAACAGGUAGAUACCUUACCGUGAAAUGCUUACUUACAAGCCCUUAACCAACAAUGCAGUUCAAGAAAUAGAGUUAAGAAAAGAUUUACUAAAUAAACUAAAGUAAAAAAUAAAAUAACAAUAACGAGGCUAUAUAGAGGGGGUACCGGUACCGAGUCAAUGUGCAGGGGUACAGGUUAGUCGAGGUAAUUUGUACAUGUAGGAAGGGGUAAAGUGACUAUGCAUAGAUAAUAAACAGCGAGUAGCAGCAGUGUAAAAACAAAGGGGGGGGGGGGGUCAAUGGAAAUAGUCUGGGUGGCCAUUUGAUUUAUUGUUCAGCAGUCUUAUGGCUUGGGGGUAGAAGCUGUUAAGGAGCCUUUUGUACCUAGACUAGGCGCUCCGGUACCGCUUGCUGUGCGGUAGCAGAGAGAACAGUCUAUGACUUGGGUGACUUGAGGGAAAAUGUUGGGCCUUCCUCUGACACCGCCUAGUAUAUAGGUCCUGGAUGGCAGGAAGCUUGGCCCCAGUGAUGAACUGGGCUGUACGCACUACCCUCUGUAGCGCCUUACGGUCGGAUGCCGAGCAGUUGCCAUACCAGGUGGUGAUGCAACCGGUCAGGAUGCUCUCGAUGGUGCAGCUGUAGAACGUUUUUAGGAUCUGGGGACCCAUGCCAAAUCUUUUCAAUCUCCUGAGGGGGAAAGGUGUUGUUGUGUCCUCUUCACGACUUUCUUGGUGUGUUUGAACCAUGACAGUUUGUUGGUGAUGUGGACACCAAGGAACUUGAAACUCUCGACCCGCUCCACUACAGCCCCAUUGAUGUGAAUGGUGGCGUGUUCGGCCCUCCUUUUCCUGUAGUCCACGAUCAUCUCCCUUGUCUUGCUCACAUUGAGGGAGAGGUUGUUGUCCUGGCACGAUGUUGUUGGCUAUCUUGGGAGCUCUACUCUCUUGAAGUGACCUACAUGUAUAUAAUCUACUCUCUUUGGGUUGGGACAUAGGGACAUCACCUGUGUUAACUCUACUCUCUUUGAACAGGCUCAUUGCUCGGUGGAACGAGCAGGUAUGAUUGCCGGAGUGAGGAUGAAGAAGAUUCCAACGGAGCAGUCAGACAAGUAUGCUGUCCAGGGAGAGACCCUCCGGAGAAUGAUACAGGAAGACAAGGCUGCAGGACUCAUCCCCUUCUACGUAAGAACAGAACACACUCAUCCCCUUCUAUGUAAGAACAGAACACUCAUCCCCUUCUGUGUAAGAACAGAACACUCAUCCCCUUCUAUGUAAGAACAGAACACUCAUGCCCUUCUAUGUAAGAACAGAACACUCAUUCCCUUCUAUGGAAGAACAGAACACUAAUUCCCUUCUAUGUAAGAACAGAACACUAAUUCCCUUCUAUGUAAGAACAGAACACUCAUUCCCUUCUAUGUAAGAACAGAACACUCAUCCCCUUCUAUGUAAGAACAGAACACUCAUCCCCUUCUAUGUAAGAACAGAACACUCAUCCCCUUCUGUGUAAGAACAGAACACUCAUCCCCUUCUAUGUAAGAACAGAACACUCAUCCCCUUCUAUGUAAGAACAGAACACUCAUUCCCUUCUAUGGAAGAACAGAACACUAAUUCCCUUCUAUGUAAGGAACAGAACACUAAUUCCCUUCUAUGUAAGAACAGAACACUCAUUCCCUUCUAUGUAAGAACAGAACACUCAUCCCCUUCUAUGUAAGAACAGAACACUCAUCCCCUUCUAUGGAAGAACAGAACACUCAUUCCCUUCUAUGGAAGAACAGAACACUCAUUCCCUUCUAUGGAAGAACAGAACACACGUCCAUUUACAUGGACAAGCUUCAAGGCAGCAGAUUGGCAGUUAGAAUAGACACAUUCAUUCUCCCCUCAUUAUAAAGAAUAUGCCACAAUCAAUUGUCCAGUCAAUAGUCAAUCAGAAAUAACCAAUAGUCCAAUACAGUCCACAAACACACGCUUAUGAAUAUAAUGUAAAGUACUGUAUGUUUCCAGAAAGAACAGUGCGUAGAGAAACAACAGUCUAGCCCUAGAACCCACACAGACUCACAGUGGCAACAGUUGAACGGUGAAUUACAUAUUUCCCCCCAUCUUCCUCUCCCUGUCCAAUGCUGUUUGUGUGUACCAAAUAAAAUAAAAUAAAAUUAAAUUGUAUUUGUCAUAUGCGCCGAAUACAACAGGUGUAGACCUUACAGUGAAAUGCUUACUUACAAGCCCUUAACCAACAAUACAGUUUUAAGAAAGAAUACCACAAAAAAAUCACAAAAAAAUACAAUAUAAAAUAAUACCAUGCCAUGAGGCCUCAAUAGCAGCUAAUGUUAUUUGUAACAAACCAAAUGAAACUGGAUCUUGUUAACCCAUGAUAAAAGCCAGGAGAUCAGUAUCUAUAAAUGAUUACUAUACUGUCCUAGUCUGUCUCCCGACAUACAAAGAUAUCCUAAUCACAGUGUUUAUCUGAAUGGACAAAUCUCUUUCUAUGGCUGUCUUUAGAGGAGGAAAUUACCGGCAUGAUUACCAUAACGUUCAAGUAUUAUGGUGUUAUAUUUUCAGUUAUGCUAGAGCCCUUUGUUAGACCAUGAUAAUACACCUCACUCAUUGUUAUCAUAAUGAUGAUACUUUCUGAGUUGUUGAUUUUUGUUCUUUCAUUUAGUUCUGUGCUACUCUUGGGACCACUCCCUCAUGUGCAUUUGAUCACAUUACUGAACUUGGGCCCAUAUGUAAGUACGAUUCUCAAAUCAUUAUUAACAUAUUCCUAAAAGCUGUCUAUUAGCACUGACACAUGGUUGUAGACUGCUAACGCCAUAGAAAUCUACUGCACAGCCAUGUCUCAGGACCAGCUCUAUAUGUUUCUAUACUACUGUUCCUACGCAUUUGUAUUUUUGUCUCAGGUAAUGCAGAGAAAAUCUGGAUGCACAUUGAUGCUGCAUAUGCUGGGAGUUCCUUUAUCUGUCCUGAAUUCAGACCCCUGUUGAACGGCAUUGAGGUUAGUAAACCACACACACACACAGUCACACACACACAGUCUUGUACAACUAACCACACACACACACAGACACACACGUAUGUCUUUGUUUAACUUCCAGUUAAAUUGCCAGUGAACAUACUUGCUUACACAAGUAGCUAAGUGCAAUAUAUUUAUUUCAUCAUAGUAUUUACACCCAUUAUGAUUUGUGUUUGAUAAUAACUUAAUUUGACUGUCAAGAAGGAAGUGUGCUAGAAUGAGUAAUAUGCCAAAAAAUCGGUAGGAAAUUAGAAAAGCAUCAGUUGGCCUUUUGAAUAGCAUGCUUCUCUACAACCGAGCGGAGUCGAGUGGAGCGCCACACUGAGAGCACAGAUAAGGCUAAAGUAAUUUCCUCAGGCAUCAUCAGACCUUUAGAUAAAACCCUGCUGCUCUCCUCGUCAAAGAAAUAUCACUGUUUAUUAGCGACACAAGUUCAAAUAAUGUUGGAGAGGGGGGGUGGGGGUGGGGGGCAGGGAUGUAGUAGAGGAGCCGGUCACGCACAAACACACACACACACACACACAAACACACACACACACGCCUGAAUGACAGGCAGUCAGGCACACCGGCUCCCUCUGCAGCUGAGGCUGGUUGCUAGGAUAUCAGUGAUAGGCAGCCUCCUGCAUCUGUCAGCAUGGUAACAACUGGGCACGAGCCCCUCUGAUUGAUAUUGUCUCCUAUUGCUGCCUGCUUUUAUUGGAUCUGUGAAGGCAGAUGGGAAGGAUAUUAGAAAAGCAGUGAUAGAGAGCAAAUAGAUGAGACUGGAGAUUUCUCUCUUUGAGAAACCAAGAUGGUGACAAUAGAGUUAUUGUGCAGGAUGCUCUAUUUAGCAUUUCAAAUAAAGGUUGCCUAGGUGUUAGAUAUGCUGCAUACGCCAUAUAUUUGAAGCCAUUCUAUUGAAAUAUUGUUAUCUGUUGUGGUAGUAGGCCAGCUGCAGUCAGCGCAAACCUAGUGAUGGCAGCAAGGGGCUUUGACAAGUCAAAUAUAUUCUAAGACCACUGUUUUCCUACAAUUAAAUGAAGGAAAAAAAUUGUUUGUGUAUUAAGAAGGUGACCUGUACAUUUGGGUCAAAAUCAUCUGAUUGAAAGGCUUGAACUCUUUUAUCUCUUUCAGUUUGCAGACUCUUUCAAUUUCAACCCACACAAAUGGCUGUUAGUCAACUUUGACUGCUCUACAAUGUGGUAAGUUAUCAAGUGAUUGACAGUCGGCCUUUGUAUAAACAUUGUUUUAUUAUUGAACAGGUUGUUUUAUCUGACCAGGGGGACAGUCUGUAAGAUUCCCUGCUGGUCAUUUAAAUAAAAACGUAAAACUACCUUAAGUAAAAUCUUUAUUUUUAUCAUAUACAUUUUUUUACAUUGUUUUUGUAUGACCCAUUUGUUUCUUUUCUGUUCUAUGGGGGAGAGGGGAGCGGCUUCACCAUGGUUUUUAAUUUAGCAAAAAAGUACAAACAUUUUAAAAAUCUAAACUGCCUUAUGAGCUCAUCACAACACUGUGCAACUGUAUACAUGUCUAUAACCUAAAAUCUAAGGUUGUACUAUGCUCCCCAUCCUUAGUUACACUGUUGCUUAAUGUGGCUAUUGACUACACCACUCUACAAUAGGCCGUCAUAACAACGUCACCUCCAGAGGCGCUAUCCGUACACCUAAAGCAUUCCUUAAACAGAGUGGGUGGGAGUAGGCAUCCCAUCUGCCCUCUCGCUCAUCACCCCACAAACAACUCCAACAUUUCUUGUUGAUAGAACGCUCAAUGCCCUCUUCCAUCCCCGGUGGGUUGCCAUGACAAAGUCAGUUAACAAAGGAAAUGACUUAUGUAAAGAGAGACUUAUGUAGUCUGCUCAGAAAUAGCUGUCUGCUUCUUUUUUAUGACGCUAUAGUGUAUUUUAGUAACUGGAACAAAGUUACAAUUACUUGUAGCAUCUCAGUUUAUGAAUGGUAGUAUGGUAUUCAGAAAGAAAGGAGGACAAAGGUACUCUUCAUCAAAUUAAUUCAAAUGCCUUUAUUUGUAUGUCAUGUUCAAUGGAAACAACGUUUAAAAACUCUGACGAGUUUCGGCUGCAUGGCCUUUUUUUUCUGGUAGUAUGGUAUUAUUGGUUUAUAACAAUUUGUAACAAUACGUCAGGUGAAUGUGUUACUGAGAAACCCUGGUAUCACUUAUGAUCUUACUUCCUUAUUUCAUGCUCAACUGGUUGUGAAAACAGAAUUCUUUCAACUCAUUCUCAGAGACUAAAUCUAGAGCACAAGUUGUGCCAAGUCAUUGUUUACAAAACAUUAUUUCUGCUGCCUGCUGCAGUGUCAUCCCUGUAGGGUGUCCCCUUAGACCAUUGUCACUUUAUAAUACAAUACAACUUUAUUGUUCAAUAUGAAGUUAACAAAAAUAUUAUAUACUUCAAUAAAAUAGAGAUUAUUCUUUUGUAAGACUUAAUGUAACACUGAACAACUUCUGUAUGUGGGGGAGCCUGUUUUCUGUGCUUUUCUUUAAAAAGCCUUGCCCUUUAGCCUACCCUUCUGUAUUCUGUGGGAGCUCUCAGAGGGUAACAGUGUUUAAGUGUUUCAAUGUCUGUCCAUAGGGUGAGGAAAAGAUCUGAUCUCAUUGGGGCCUUCAAGAUGGAUCCUCUAUACCUGAAACAUGAUCAUCAAGAGUCAGGUAGAUAUUUUUACAUUGACAAUAGUCUAUAUUGACAUAACUUUUUUGUUUUAUUCCCAAUCUAUUAGGUUUAAAUGUGGUAAAUCUAGCAAUAGUCUCUUCAGUCUAUGUACAGUAUAGUGGUUUAAUUUGAUGAAGUGCAGAUGAUUCCUGGAGUCCCUGUAAUGUAAUGUGAUGUGAAUGGUGUUAGUGUGAGAGCCCAGUACGUCACAUUAAGGAUCUGAGGGUCUGUCGGGUUACUCACCUCACAAUCCUGCUGGCUUUAAGCUUGAUAAUAAACCCAAGGUGGAUAAACUAAUACUCACCACCAUAGCCCCAUAUUUUAUGUGGUUAGGAAGUUUGUGUGUGUGUGUGUACGCGUGGAAACAUGUGUGUGCACGCUUGUGUGUGUCUGCAAACGUGUGUGUGGGUGCAUGUGUUCAUGUAGUUGUACCGUAUGUUUGUGUGUACUUGUGUUAGAGAGCUAAUACAAUAAGGCCUCCAAACGCUCACCUAAUAACACGCCUUACACAAUAUGUGUCACUCUAAAACAAUCCAAUUCAAUUACCGAUGUCCCUCACGUCCUCCCAACAAAACAUUUGCACUGUAAUAGUCCAGUAAUGGUCCUGUUGCAUCGCUGCCUGCCAGUGUUAGCCAGCGACAGAGUGUCACCCAUCUUAGAUGCAGAUGUAGUCUGUGUCCCAAUUGGAACCCUAUUCCUUGAAUAGUGCACUACUUUGACCAGGGCCCAUAGGACUCGGGUCAAAAGUAGUGCACUAUGUAGGGAAUAGGAUGCCAUUUGGAACGCAACUGUACACAACACAAAUGUCUGCCUCUGCCAGGCUGCAGCUGUGCCUGAAGCCUCCUCUUUAAAUGGACUGACAGAAAGACAAAAGACUCGCCGACCUCUCCUCACAGAGGGAGGCUGCUCAAUCUGAACAGCUCCAGCUCAAUGAAAUUACAGGUUAUUACUACUGCAACAGGGCUUUUCUACUUUAUGUGGAGGCAAUGAGAGAGAGAGAGAGAGAGAGAGAGAGAGAGAGAGAGAGAGAGAGAGAGAGAGAGAGAGAGAGAGAGAGAGGUAAUGAUUUGGUAUAAAGGUCAGUGAUGGUAACAACAUUCCAUAAUAUGCUAAUAAUUAUGGUAUAGACACACAAGUGAUGGACUACAUUUAAUUAAAAUGUUGGCUGUGAAUUGCUAAUAGUAUAAUUACUCAUCUGUUUAUUUACAGGGCUGGUCACAGAUUACAGGGUAAGCUGAAUGGUUAUCUAUUAUCAUUAUAUUCUGUCUAUGUGUAAGAGUGGCACUGGAUGUCAUAUCAGAUGAAUUCACUCUGUUUGCUCCACUAACCCUAACCCCCUUAUCCCCCUCUGCCUCACCCUAUCUCCCCCUCUACCUCACCCUACCUCACCCUCACAGCACUGGCAGAUUCCACUGGGCCGAAGGUUCCGCUCUCUCAAGAUGUGGUUUGUGUUCCGGAUGUAUGGGCUCAAAGGCCUUCAGGACUACAUCCGUAAGGUAACAGCAAAGCACAUAAACAGCUUUGGUUCCCUUCCCUUCCUCUGUCUCUGUCUGUCAAUCAAAUCAGCCUGGUCUGUGUCUGUCUAGCUCUACCAGUAAAUGAAGCACAAGCAGCAGCAACACAUAAGGCCUCCAGCCAUACACUGAGCCAUACUGCAUUCAUCUACUGUCUAUAUUAGAUAGAAAAACUCCAGUAAAGCAGAGACAUGUUUGUAAUCAAUUAUAUGUAGGCUACAGUUGUCUUUUUACAAAACAGUGCUAUUCAACAAUGACUACCGUAGCUCAGAUGACAUAGAAACGGAAAUGUCUCUGUAUGGGGCUUUUCCUAUCAUCUUGGUACAACAGCAUACAGUUUCUGAAUAGACAUACGAAUAGUAAGUUAAUUAUAGUGGACACACACGGACCAUUUAACCUCAUAGUGGUGGUGACCUACUGGCUGGGAAUGAAGAAGUGGAGUGGUCAGCUAAUAAUCAUAGUUAGAACCAGAGUUUUGGCCUCAUUAAUGAGUGAGUUGGCAUUGGAGUUAUUACUAAUAGUCCUGUCCUGGCUGUUCUCACUCAGCCUUUGGUUACAAAUACUGUACAUCAUCAUGUACUACUGUGUAAUUGUGAUUACAUGCAAUGAUACACGUUUCGAUUCUCAUUAAGCAUUCAAUGCCAUACACAGGGUACUUUGAUAAUUAGUGAAUGGAUUACAUGUUUAAUACUGUGGUGAAUAAGAGUUUGAACAGGGUGAGCUGGAAGAGGACAUGAUAUUUAGCUUGGAGCUUUCCCUCCAAGGAAGGUUGGACAGUUUGAUGACUAUUUCAUGGUUAUUUUCUUCAGAUUUCUGGACAUCUUCGUCCAAACAUAAAAGUACAUACUGACCUCGCCCAAAGGCCGGCAGAUGGCGAUACUGAGUUGUUUCAUCUUACCGUCCAAAGGGAAUCUAUGCAACCGGCUAUACACUUGUAUCCCCAGUGGACCAGUUCGUACAUAAAACAUUCUCCAUUCAGAAUGCAAAGGCGUCGAUUUCCUCCUUAACUUUAUUUAAUGGCGAGAAGGCCAAAAAAAAACGGGGAAAAUAUGCAUACUUUCCACCACCAUGCUAGAGUGGCUAGAUGCAAUUCCUGGAUGUUGCGUAUCACGUUCAGCCAAUCAGGUUGCAGCAGACUGUUGUUUACCAUUGGUCUGAACACUGUAGGCAAUGUCAGGAAGUAGCAUUAGUCACCAUUUUGUCACCACUAAAUCAAGUUAAGGAGGAAAUCAAUGCCUUUGCAGCCUGAAUGGAGAAUGUUUUAUGUACGAGCCGGUCCACGGGGGAUACAAGUGUAUAGCCGGCUGCAUACUGUAGAUCCUCUUUGGACAGUAAGAUGAAAUGACUCAAUAUCGCCAUCUGCCAGCCUUUGGGCUAAUACUGACCUUUUAUGACUAGAUUCAUUGUCAAAGAACUUGUGCUUUUAAUUUCCAUACUAAAACUGAGAUAUCCCUGGUUGCGUGGGAAUACUAAACAACAAGGCAUUUUCUGUUAGAUUCAGGAAGGUGUAUGGAUAGGGCUAUGUGCUUCAAUGUUUAUGUAGUAUUUUCACAUGUCUAAUAGUUGUCAUUACAUUUUACAUUUACGUCAUUUAGCAGACGCUCUUAUCCAGAGCGACUUACAUGAGCAAGUAGGGUUAAGUGCCUUGCUCAAGGGCACAUCGACAGAUUUUUCACCUAGUCGGCUCGGGGAUUAGAACCAGCGACCUUUCGGUUACUGGCACAAUGCUCUUAACCACUAAGCUACCUGCCGCCCCUUUGGUUGAGCCUGGAGCCCUUCUCAAGGGUAAAUGAACAUUAAAGACAAUGUAGCUACUAUUCAUAGUUUCAGCAUUUGCUGGAAAAAAAAAAGGUUUAUUACAACAGCACCAACAGCAAGCUAGCUACCUGCUGUAAGGACAACAACCUCCAGGAAAAAUGAUUCAUUCAAAUUAAGUUACUAGGGUGCCACCUAGUGUCCAUAUCAAGAAGUUCACCUUAACCCAUUUCAAUCAGCAGCACCUCAGACUUGAGCGGAAGGCUGUCUAAGUAUAAAUUAAUGACUGUCUCUCUGCUUUCACAGCAUGUGGAGUUGGCCAAAGAGUUUGAGAGCCUGGUUCGCGCUGACCAGCGCUUUGAGAUCAGCGCAGACGUCGUCUUGGGGCUGGUCUGCUUUAGACUAAAGGUAAGACAAUUCAGCCAACUGUGAAUGUUAGUUCAACACAUGAUCAUCUAUCUUUGGACUUGACUAAAACUAUUUAUCUUUAGGUCUAUGGUAUAUAUUUUUAGUUGACGUUUUUGCACCUAUGCUUAUUAUGUAUUGUACACACUGCCGGCAUCCAUUUCUUAUUAGACUAUUGUUACAUCCCAAAUGGCACACUAUUCCCUAUAUAGUGCACUACUUUUGACCAGAGCCCUAUAGGCUAUAUAGGUAAUAGGGUGGUAUUUGGGACAAAAUCUAUCAGACCUUUCCUCCUAAAAGGGCUCCAACGAGGUGAACGAGACCUUGCUGAAGAGGAUCAACAAUGGCAGGAAGAUCCACCUGGUGCCGUGCCAGCUGUCUGGUCAGUUUGUGCUGCGCUUCGCCAUCUGCGCCCGCACCACCGAGUCACGCCACGUCCGCGAGGCCUGGCGACUCAUCACACAGCUGGCCAAA